AUGUUUCGUAUACGGAAUAAUAAAAUUAAUCCAAGAAAAGGAAGACCCAUAUUGAACAUCGCGGACUCCUUUCGUCCAUUCGUUUGGAUAAACGGGUUAAUGGGAUUCGGAAUGAUCGAAAUGCCAUAUGGUCGACCCUGGCCAAAACUGAGUGUCUUCUAUGGCCUUCUUAGAGCCAUUGCUUUCUCCAUUCUCUCUUGGUACGUCUUCAAAAAUAUACAACCGAACACUAGAAUUUCGGCACUGAUGUUUCUUAUCUAUAAGAUUAUCAUCGCUGCCAGUGUGGGUGCAGUCGUAAUUUCCUCGAUAAUGGGACUAAUCAACCAUGAGAAAUCAAAGAAAUUGUAUAAAAAAAUCAAAUUGGUUGACGAGACGUUGAAGAUGUUUGGGGUUGAACCAGAAUAUGCGUCAGAUCUGAGAAGAAAUAGAAAUAUAAUAAUCAAUUAUUACCGAGCAAUAAUCGUAUUGUUUAUUAUUAAAUUAGGUAGUUCUUAUAUUUUCAGCAGGGAGGCGUUUUGUACUCGAAAUAUUCUUAAUGUAUUGUAUUUCAACAUUCCAUCGAUUAUUAAUCCAUUAGUAGACAUUAACUAUACAUCAAAAAUUCAUGUACUAGAAAAGAGAUUCGAAAGGUUAAAUGCUCUAAUCCACAAUGUAACCACUUCGCCCUCAAAAAUGAUGCAUACACAUGAUUUUAAGAAGUAUGAGAUGAUUUUGAACAAUCGUGGCGUAAUUUCAGUUAUACCUAAAUACUGCUUCAAAAAUAGAAAUAACAUAGAACAUCUUCUCAAAGUUACCAGACAACUCCACUUAGAUCUUUGUAAUACCGCAAGAAAUAUGAACAAUCUGAUUUACACUCAAAUGUCAGCGCAACUAUCCGCAAUAUUCGUUCAUUUAACUGCGGGUACUUACUGCUUUUAUUUUAUUUUCAAUGAAAAGACUAUUAUACCAUUACAAGCUAAAAUACAUAGUUACGUCUUACUGAUAUUUUCUAUAAUAUGUGGUAUUGUUCGGAUAAUAUUAAUUACCUAUGCGACUGCUGGUAAAAUAAGUAAAAUACUGCAUGAGAUUCAAAUACAGAAUACAGAAAAAAAAUUAACUAAUGAGAUUCAUCAAUUCUGCAUGCAAUUAAAGCAACACCCUCUCUCUUUCACCGUUUGUGGUUUCGUAGAACUUAAUUUUUCUUAUGUAACUGGGUUUGUAGGUGCUGUCACAACUUAUUUGAUGAUUUUAAUACAGAAUCAAACAGACAUGAUAGAAGCUGCUAAAACGAUGGUUGAUCCUAUUAAAUCUAAUUCGACAAGCGUAACUCCUGCAUGA
Messenger RNA from Nasonia vitripennis (jewel wasp), 1317 nucleotides. It is a transcript of the gene Gr50, whose product is annotated as gustatory receptor 50. Gene Ontology annotation, biological process: sensory perception of taste. The record is from RefSeq and is marked inferred. Gene Ontology annotation, cellular component: axon; dendrite; membrane. Lineage: Eukaryota; Metazoa; Arthropoda; Insecta; Hymenoptera; Pteromalidae. The coding region runs from base 1 to 1317 and encodes 438 amino acids. The transcript is spliced from 7 exons.